AUGUUUGUUUCUCAUUUCACUUCUCUCUUCUCUGUCUUCCUGUUCAUCUCUCUCAAAGCCUUUCUGUCCGCUUAUCUGUUUUGCUUUUCUCCUAUUCUAUAUGUCCAUUUUCUGUUUAUCCAUCUAUUUCUUGCUCACAUGAUGCUCUUUGUGGUCAAGCAGUCUAAAGAUUUUCUCUCUCCAUCCCCAAGGCUGUCCCAUCAGUCUUGCUCCUACCCUGUUUCUGUCUGUCCAUCUCACCAUAUUGUCUGUUUGUAUCUAUCUAUCUCUCCCAGCCAGUUCGUAUCUAUCUAUCUAUCCCAACCUGUUCAUAUCUAUCUCUCCCAGCCAGUUCAUAUCUAUCUAUCUAUCCCAGCCAGUUCGUAUCUAUCUAUCUCAGCCAGUUCGUAUCUAUCUAUCUAUCCCAGCCAGUUCGUAUCUAUCUAUCUAUCUAUCUCAGCCAGUUCGUAUCUAUCUAUCUAUCUAUCUAUCCCAACCUAUUUGUAUCUAUCUAUCCCAGCCUGUUCAGAUCUAUCUAUCCCAGCCUAUUUGUAUCUAUCUAUCUAUCUAUCCCAGCCAGUUCGUAUCUAUCCAUCUGAUUCUGUUCAUAUCUAUCUCAUUGCAUUUAUAUCUAUUUCAGUUUAUUGA
This is a messenger RNA of Acanthosepion pharaonis, 627 nucleotides long. The record is from the annotation of a GenBank genome assembly. Lineage: Eukaryota; Metazoa; Mollusca; Cephalopoda; Sepiida; Sepiidae.